Podarcis lilfordi (Lilford's wall lizard) is the source of this 16511-nucleotide messenger RNA. Lineage: Eukaryota; Metazoa; Chordata; Lepidosauria; Squamata; Lacertidae. The record is from the annotation of a GenBank genome assembly.
AUGAAGCGAGCCCUUUCUCUCCUGAGCCUCUUAGUGGCCUAUGGAUUCCUGCCAGCAUCCGACUCUUCCUCAGAAGGUAACACAACAAAUCCUGUGACUCUUCCAAGGGUGGGAAUAUUUCUGGUGGGAAGCUGGAAAAGGAAUGUAAUCGAAUAAUUAUUUUCCUUUAUUUUAAUUUCACAAUAUCUAUAUACUCCAUGAUUGCCCACAGCAGCUCACAAAAAGAGUUUUUACAAGUAUGUGCGUGGAACUCAUUUCUAGGAAGUUGCCUUUGAUUUUUCAUAAAAUCACAGAAUUGUAGCUUUGGAAAGAGCCCAAAGGGUCACGUCUUGUAGAGUUCGUGCAUUGUUUUGGGGACAUGAAUUUAUGAAAAUCUUCGAGGAGAUCCAUGAUUGAUUGGGUUGGGGAGGGUGCCUCUCUGAACCCCUUUUCUGUCAAAACCUGGUAUGUGGAUAGGAACCAACCUCCAAGAGGGCAUCUCAGCUUAAGGCCUGUAAAUAGCCACUCGCCUUUGGUGAGUUGAGAGUAUUUUCAAGGUGACCAGGAAAGGAGAUUUUUGUUUUAUUUUUUAUGUUUGGUCCUGUGGAACAGGCUCUCAGAGUGUGGUGCAAAUGAUUUGACAUACACAUUUAUGGGAAGGCUGGGCUGGUGAAAAAUGCCAGGUGGUGGGGUGGAGAAUUUUUUGUAAACUGAAUUGGCCAAGAUUGUCCUGGAUAGUCGCUGCAUCAUGCCAUCUGUGUACCUUGCUGCUGAAAUUUGAUUGCCCUGGUUUGGACUUGGGGGCCCUUUGAGCUGAUGUUUUUGGUUCUCUCUUUUAAAGCGUUGGCCUCUGAGAAAUUGACUGGUCCUGACAUUUUAUUCAGCAUCAACACAGCCAAGCGGUUGGUGGAUCAAGCAUACAAGUUGUACCGGGAGAGGUGAGCUUCCUUCAUGUAAAUCUGCAUUAAAUCUUCCCUCCCUCCCCUUUCAGUCAUCAUUAGUGGAGUAUGCCCCUUGGGUAUAUAAGUACAUAAGUACAUACAAUUAAAGGGACGCGGGUGGCGCUGCGGGUUAAACCACAGAGUCUAGGACUUGCCGAUCAGAAGGUCAGCGGUUCAAAUCCCCGCGACGGGGUGAGCUCCCGUUGCUCGGUCCCUGCUCCUGCCAACCUAGCAGUUCGAAACACGUCAAAGUGCAAGUAGAUAAAUAGGUACCACUCCGGCAGGAAGGUAAACGGCAUUUCCUUGCGCUGCUCUGGUUCGCCAGAAGCGGCUUAGUCAUGCUGGCCACAUGACCCAGAAGCUGAACGCCGGCUCCCUUGGCCAAUAAAGCGAGAUGAGUGCCGCAACCCCAGAGUUGGUCACGACUGGACCUAAUGGCCAGGGGUCCCCUUUACCUUUACAUACAAUUAAUCCAAUUAAUGUAAAAUUAUUAACAAGACAUUAUGAUUUUUAUGAAUGGAUCCCCAAUAUCAUUGCAUUUAUCCAUGCACAAUCUGCAUCUAAAAGCAAUCCGUUCAUAUAUUGCUGGAGUUGGCAUAGCAUCAUUAACAACAAAGAAUUUUAGAAAGAGCAUGCAGAGGUACCUUGGUUUUCGAACCACUCCGUUGACGAACAUUUCGGUUUGCGAACACGCCUCGGAAGUCGAACGUGCCACACAGUUUCCUCUGAGUGCAAGAUCCUGAGGUCUAGCUGUCAGCUGUUGAGUUUUUUAACAUUUCAGAAGUCAAAUGGUCUUUGGGAACAGAUUAUGUUCGUAAAACUGAGGUACCACUGUAGUUUAAAAAAUAAAACCGAAGGGAGCAAAACGGCAACAGCAAGCCAGCGAGUAAGGGUCACUGCAUAAGCUUGCCAGUUGCUGGAAACCACAAGGGAGGAGGGGGCUCUUGAGCUUGCACCCUUCUGGUGGGUUUCUGGGGGGAACAGGAUGCUAGACUAGCUGGGCUAUUGGCCUGAUCCAGCAAAGCUCUUUUAGGUUCUUAGGUUCGCCAUUAGGAAGGCUUGCUGUGACACUUCUGAGCACUUUCUGCUAAGGUCCCCCGUCUCCCUGCUGCCAUCUCCUCUGUGCUUCUCUUUCCAGAGCGAAGGAGAACUUGAGAAACCCCCAUCUCACCCCCUCCGACUUCCUGAGACAUUUAAAGGAACCGGUGGCGGGGACCAGGACUGCAAUCCGGGCGGCGAGUUACAUGGAAACGGCAUUGGAUCUCCUGAGGCAGAAACUGCAGAAGGUCUGGCACCGUCGGUUCAACAUCACAGGUAUUGUGAAUCCCUGGGUGAAAGUUUUAGCACAGUGGUGGUGGUGGUGAACUUUCAGCCCGGUUUAGCCAAGCCACAACCACUUUACCUGAGUCAGGUAAAAGCUGGCCAAAAGGGGGGUUUGAAGGCACUGCUGCUCAGCUGAUGGUUGGUGCCUGCAAACCGCUGACUCUUUGCUUGUGCAGCUUGAUGUCAAUCCAGAAUGUGGCAGCUAGACUGGUGACUGGGAGUGGCCGCCGAGAUCACAUAACACUGGUCUUGAAAGACCUACAUUGGCUCCCAGUACAUUUCCGAGCACAAUUCAAAGUGUUGGUGUUGACCUUUAAACCCUAAACGGCCUUGGCCCAGUAUACCUGAAGGAGCGUCUCCACCCCCAUCGUUCUGCCUGGACGCUGAGGUACAGCGCUGAGGGCCUUCUGGUGGUUCCCUCAUUGUGAGAAGCAAAGCUACAGGGGAACAGGCAGAGGGCCUUCUCGGUAGUGGCGCCUGCCCUGUGGAGCGCCCUCCCAUCAGAUGUCAAAGAGAUAAACAACUACCUGACAUUCAGAAGACAUCUUAAGGCAUCCCUGUUCAGGGAAGUUUUUAAUGUAUGACAUAUUAGUGUAUUUUUGGUCUUUGUGGAAGCCGCCCAGAGUGGCUGGGGAAACCCAGCCAGAUGGGCGGGGUACAAAUAAUAAAUUAUUAUUAUUAUUAUUAUUAUUAUUAUUAUUAUUAUUAUUUCAAACCACACUGGUAAAUGAUGCCCUUGUGAUGUCAGGUGAUUGACAAGUGGGCAGCCUUACCUCUCAUACUUGGUGGGGUGGGUUAGACUGCUGAAGGUAGAUUCUCAUUGAAAUUUGCUUCUAAGACAAAAGCCAUUGCUUUUCUUCCCCUUAUCUUGUUUAGAUGUGCUAAGCAUCCAGCAGAAAGAUAUGAUCACCAGAGCCACUGGCUGUGACUAUCUGAUCCGCCCAGUCCGGUGCCCACAAAACAGCCCUUAUCGGACCAUCACAGGAGAAUGCAACAAUCGGUAAGGAGGAGCUGGCUGGAGAAGGGUUUUAUUUGGGGGGGGUGCAGGCAGGUCAAAGGUUCUCCCUCAUCUGAGGGGAAAUACCACUCUUACCACUGGUAAGAGCUGGAGAAGUCAUCUGGGAACCUGGGCCAAAGGAAGGCGUUGAAGGAAAUUAGAAAAAGGACACCAAAAUGAUCAAGGGCAUGGAGUGGCUUCCUUGUGAAAAAAGGUUGCGGUGUUUGGGAUUUAUUAGUUUAGAGAAAAGGCAAGUAAGAGAUGACAUGGUAGGAGUUCAUAAAGUCAGGCGUGGCAUGGAGACAGCAGACAGAAGAAAGAUUUUUCUCCCUCCCUCAUAAUACUAGAACUCACAGCCCUUCCAUAAAUAUGACCGUUGGAGGAUUUUCUUUUAUCUGUCCUGAAUCUCCCAACAUUCAUUGGAAGUCCAUGAUUUCUAGGGUCACGAGAGAUGGCAAAAAGCUUUUCUCUCCCCACUCUCCCCAUGCAGAUCCUCAUCUCUCAGAGCAGGCAUUUAAAUAUGUCUCUUGAUAUGUUCAUAACUGCCCAGAACUUUGCUGCUACGCCACAUUCAGAGGUGGACAGAAAUGGUGCGUGGCUAAGUUCUGGCCUGCAUGUGAUUUCGAGGAGUGCAGAUCAGCUCACCUUGGACUGGGAUUUGCAAAGGUUAAUCCCUCGAAGCAGGCCUGCCUCCAGAAGAGCCUUCACGCAUGGGGCAGAGUUCCAAACUAAUGCGCUUCUCCCCCCCCCCGCUCUAGGAAGCACCCUCAUUUUGGUAUGUCUAACCAUGGCUAUGCCCGCUGGCUCCCAGCAGAGUAUGAGGAUGGUGUGUCUCUUCCCAAGGGUCUCAUCCAGGGCCAGCUUUAUCAUGGACACCCCCUCCCACUGGUAAGAGCUGGAGAAAUUAUCCUGGGAUCCUGGGACAAAUUGUAGAGAAACAGCUGUGUUGGGGGUGGGUUCGAAGAGGCGGCAGAGGUGGUGGACCAAUCAUUCGGGGUUUCUAGGGGGACAGCAUGGUGUCUGUCACCACAUGGACAACCCCUAUAGGAGGAGAUUACUCUCAUUUGAUAUAGCAAAUCCCUGCACACUCACCGAAAUGAGAUAUUCUGCUUCUAGGCAAUUUGAAGUUUGAGCCAAUCACUUUUAAAAAAUAAAUACAGCUUUCAUCGAUUUAUCGUAAACAUAUCUACGAACUAAGACAUAACCAUACAGAUUAUAACAAAAACCAUACACAGGGCAUAUUCCGUACAAAAAACAAAUGACUGAGACGCAGCUUUUAAGAUCAGUCUAUAUAGUCCAAUCAGGACGCGGGUGGCGCUGUGGGUUAAACCACAGAGCCUAGGACUUGCCGAUCAGAAGGUCGGCGGUUGGAAGCCCAUGACGGGGUGAGCUCCCGUUGCUCGGUCCCUGCUCCUGCCAACCUAGCAGUUCGAAAGCACGUCAAAGUGCAAGUAGAUAAAUAGGUACCGCUCUGGCAGGAAGGUAAACGGCAUUUCCAUUCGCUGCUCUGGUUCGCCAGAAGCGGCUUAGUCAUGCUGGCCACAUGACCCGGAAGCUGUACGCCGGCUCCCUCGGCCAAUAAAGCGAGAUGAGCACCGCAACCCCAGAGUCGGUCACGACUGGACCUAAUGGUCAGGGGUCCCUUUAUACAGUCCAACCACAAAGAGGAGUGAGUUGUGGGAGGAGCGCGUGUACAACUCUCCUUAUCUAUAUAAUAAGAAAAUGGGGACCAGUCUGUGUCAAAACUGUCUGAUUUGGCUUUGCCCCAGACGAUGCAUUGAUGUCUGGCCAGGCAUUCAGAUAAAGCGAUGGAAUUGAAUAGGAAUUUUUGAUGCUUCCCCGUGUUGGGCUAUUACCAACAUGGCUUCUAAUAGUAACUAGUUUUUUAGAAAUUGAAUUCCGUCCCCACUAUACAAUGACCCAAAAGUCUUAUUCACGUGCCCUUCAAACCCUCUAGUGCACUUCUUGGCAGUGGCAGUGCCACAUGUUUGUGUCUGUGUGUUGUUGUUGCUUGCACAUUGCUUACAGUUCCUCUUCUGGCUUCCCCUUUUGGAGCCAGAGCACUUAGCAUUGAGGCUAUGCAAAUUGAACACUCUGCAUCAUUUCCUCCGGUGGCCCUUGGGUGCUCCACCAUAGGUGCGGCAGGUAUCCAACGAGAUCAUCGCCACCCCCAAUGAGAAGAUCACAGAUGACCAGGAGCGCUCGCUGGCAUUCAUGCACUGGGGCCAGUGGGUCGACCAUGACAUGGACUUAGCCCCCAUGACUGAAACCAGCAUCCAGAACCAGGAUGUCCACUGUGACACCAGCUGCAACUACGCGCCCCCCUGCUUCCCGAUUAAGGUAACGGAAAAUUCGGUGUUAAGAAAUUCUUAGGGUGAGACAGGUGUAUGUGUUUUGCUGGGGUGGGAUGGAGUCAGGUCUUUUGCAGGCCCUCUGUCCACUUUGAACUAUUAGCUCCCAGCAGCCUUUGACAACAUGACACCUUCCAGGUGUGUAGGACUACAACUCCCAUCAGCUGGCUCGACUGUGAUCCCAUGAGCCCCAGCAUUGUACAGGCAUUCUGGCUGAUGAGAGCUGCAGUCUGAAAUAUCUGGGUUACCAGGUGGCUCUUGACACAUUGCAAAGUGCACAUUGAAAAUGUUGGAAGGUUCAGGACAGAUAGGGAAAAGUCCUUCUUCACGCAGCGUGGUGGUUAAACUGCGGAACUCCAUCCCACCUGAGACAGUGACAGCCAUCAAAUUGGAUGGCUUUAAAAGAGGAUUUCACAAAUUCAUGGAGGGAGAGGGCUAUUGAUGGCGACUAGCCAUGAUGGUGAUACUCUGCCUACAAAGUUGGAGACAUUAAUGCUUCUGUGUAUCAGGUGCUAGAAACCACAGGAAGGGAGAGUGCUGCUCUUGUGUUCAAAUCCUGCUAGCGGCCUUCCCUUGGGGACAUCUGGUUGGCCACUGUGAGAACAGAAUGCUGGAUGAGAUGGGCCAUUGGCCUGAUCCAGCAGCCUCUUCUUGUGAUCUUACACGCUCUUAUCGGGUGUUUCCAAGAGUGGCCCACAAACUGCAUUUGCCCACUAGCAGAUUUAUGCCAGGGGGCUGAGUAGGCUGAGUUUUUUUAAAAUAUCUAGCAGAGCCCAUGGGGAGAGGAGAAAUGUGCAGCUGCUUGCAUGGGAGGAACAGUUCCCUGGUCGUAAUAUUGGCCAAUGCCUGUAACAUCACCUACCACCCUCCCACAAUACUUGGAUCAGUGGUAACAUUUUCUUUUUUAAAAAAAAAUUGUUGGGAGUGUGAUUAUUUUUCUUUCUGUCUUCUGGAAUCUAAAAAAACAAAACAAAACUUGGGCCAGUCACUGUCCCUGCACCUAACCUGCUGCACAGGAUUAUUGUGGGGAUUAAUGAAGAAGGGAGAACCAUGUCUACUAACUUGAGCUUCUUGGAGGUAUAGAUGCAAUAAAUAAAAAACAAACGAAUUGUGGGAUUGUUUCCUGCAGAUUCCACCUGGAGACCCACGGAUUACAAAGCCAGGCAUCUGCAUGCCUUUCAUCCGGACCACCCCUGUUUGCAACCCCACGACAUUCAUCCGCGAGCAGCUCAAUUCCAUCACGUCCUUUCUGGAUGCCAGCAUGGUGUAUGGGAGUGAGGAGCCUUUGGCAAGAAGCCUCCGGAACCAAAGCAACUCUCUGGGUUUAAUGGCGCUCAACCAGAACUUCACAGACGCUGGUUUGGGCCUCCUUCCUUUCGAGAGCAAUUCAAACAGCAUCUGCCUCUACACAAACAGAACUGCCAACAUCCCAUGUUUCAAUGCAGGUAUGUCUUUCCACCAGGGCAUGGUCAGCAGCUGCCAGUCAGUGUAAACAGUAGUACUCUAGGUGACCAAUGAUAAAGUAACUUCCUAUGUUUUGGUGGAUCGGGGCAUCAAGUGUUAGGCCAAAUGCACACCAUAUGUUUAAAGCACUAUGAUACCACUUUAAACAGUCAUGGAUUUCCUCCCCCAAAGGAUCCUGGGAAGUGUAGUUUAUUAAGGGUGCUGAGAGUUGUUAGGAGACCCCUCUUCCCCUGUCAGAGCUGUAAUUCCCAGGGUUUCCCGUGAAGAGGGAUUGAUUAUUGACUCUGCCUGCCAUUGGCUCUGGCACCACCUGCUGUUGGGCUCGCUGCCUUCUGCCCUACCAGUCUCCAUGUGGCUUCACACAGCAAUAAAAGAGUGUUAAUUCAAUCCGCUUGAAAUUAGAGGGAUGGUUUCUUUAACUUUGCAGGGGAUAAACGUGUCACUGAAAAUCUGGGGCUGACAGCUCUCCACACCCUCUUUGUCCGGGAGCAUAACCGAUUGGCCAGGGAGCUGAAGGCGCUGAACCCCCACUGGGAUGGGGAAAAGAUCUAUCAGGAAGUUCGGAAGAUUAUUGGGGCAGUGAAUCAGGUAUGGUGACAAAUGGGCUCUUCCUUUCGGCUUCAUUCAAAAGAGAGUUUCACUCUAACUUCAUUCAUGCCUUCAGGGAAGGUGCGAGGGAGGAAUUUAAUUCAGCUCACAUUUAGACACAAACUCACAGAAUUUGCACUUUCUGCAAGAAUGUUCAAACCAAAUCCUUUGCAUUUCUCCAAAUUUCACAGUGCAGUUCUCCAGCCAAGUGAUGGGUACAAAAAUGCAUAUUUUGGGGUAAAGUGUGCAUUAAAAGGGAAAUAUUGGAGAAAAUAACAAAAAAAGUUAACUCAUUGGGAAAUCAAGAGUAUCCUGAGAAGAAUUGGAAACCCCAUGACCUUGAAGAAGCCAACAGCUGUAGAAAAAGGCACUGUCCCUUUAACUGCCAAGGAGGCAGGACCUCCAGGCACUUAGGGGGCAGGGCCUCUAGCCAGCAACUACCUGGCCGGGCUAUAAAAUUCUGCCAGUUUUUCCAGGACCUUUGCUAAGACAACUCCGAUGCCUGGGCUUAGCAGUGCUGUCCAUGGUGCUGAACCCCCACCCCAGUCGCUCUCCAAGGUCCUGAGCUGUUUGGAGGAAAGGGCUGGAUGUACAGUACGGUUGCAUCUUAACGCGAAACACCCCUCAUGGCUAGUGGAUGAGGGGGAGAGAGACAGAAUCCCUUGUGCUUCCAGAUCCUGUGUGCCAAGUGAGUCAGAGAACUUAAAAGCUCUUCAGGUAACACAAACAGACCCAUUGCGAAAAGCUCUCUGCCUUGCUGGGAUUGAACUUGGAUGAUUUCAACCAGCCUGCCUUCAACCACAUUGGGUUGAAAUAGCACAAGGUAAAUGUGUGUAAGAUGCGGUUGUACUGCAUAUGUAAAAAUCAUGCCUGAGAUGUAACUCCAGUUGCUCAUAUGAGUCCCAUAUUAGCCUGACCUCAGUUGUCUUCCCUCGUGUAAGCUCCUGGAGGUCAGGGACUCUCUUUGUUUCCCUUCAGACUUAGUAUAGUGGCCACUAAACACCCAUAGCCACACACUUGCACACACACACAUUGUGUUCAUUUGUAUACAAUUUAAAAAAAUAAAAAGAAUAAAAAUAUUAAUGCUUGUGAAAACUUAAAGCUGGACAGAAGCUAAGUCUUAAUUAGAGGACAAUUUGCAAUCUGGGAGGCUAGGGUGGUUUAAUUAAUUAUUGUUAUUUAAGUUUGAAAUCAAUAAAACAUAUUUUAAAAACCAAAAAAAUAACAGUGGAGUCUUCCCUGGUUUGGUUGCAGGUGAUCACCUUCAGAGACUACCUGCCCCUUGUCUUGGGCAAUGAGAUGAACAAGCAGUUGCCUUUGUACAAAGGCUACAAUGACUCUGAGGACCCCACUGUCUCAAAUGUGUUCUCCCUGGCCUUCCGGUUUGGACACGGUUCUGUUCCCCCAUUUGUGCCCCGCCUGGACCAAAACUUCAAGCCCCUUGUCCCAUAUUCCAAUGUCCUUCUUCAUCUCACCUUCUCUGCUUCAUGGAGAAUCGUAAUGGAAGGUAAUGCUUUUGUUCCUUGUCCUGCGGGGUUCUUGGGCUAUCUGGGAAACAGAAAUCUCCUGGGAACAAAGUAAGGGCAAACACAGGUCACAGCACAGCCUAAAAGACCAAGGGUGGGCUUUUAUGACGAACUUUCUAUAGAAGGUUGCUCCAAGCUGGAAAGUGUGCAGAAGAGGGCAGACAAGAUGAUGAUGGGCCUGGAAACCAAACCUUGUGUGGAACAAGUUGAGGGAGCUGGGUAUAUUUAGCCUGGAAAAGAGAAGACUGAGAGGAGAUAUGAUAGCCAUCUUCAAAUAUCUGAAGGGUUGUUGCGUGGAAGAUGGAGCAAGCUUGUUUUCUGCUUCCCCAGAGGGGACCAAUGGAGUCAAAUUGCAAAAAGGAUAUUCCGACGAAACAAGUUUCUGAUGGUAAGAGGUGUUUGAUGAUUUUGAAGGUGGAAAAACCGUCCCCUUUCCAUUAAAAAAUAAAAAUAAAAGGACACCCUAAACCUUGGGUUGAGUGUUCCUCAUCUUCAGGGCCACCACUACCUUUCUUUUCCAGGUGGCAUUGACCCUCUUCUCCGUGGCCUCCUGGCUGACCAUGCCAAGCUGAUGAAGCAGAACCAGAUGAUGGUGGAGGAGCUCCAGGAUCGGCUCUUUGAGCAGCUUGAGCUCAUCGGCCUUGAUCUGGCAUCCCUGAACCUCCAGCGGGGGAGAGACCAUGGCCUGCCAGGUAGGAGAGCCUGUCCUGAGGUUUUUGACCCUGUCCAUGGUUUCUUGUGCUAAACAGUGAGUGAAGAGAUCCAGGGUGGCUUGGUGAGGAGGAGAGUCAACAGGAGACUUAGGAUUGCAAUGUCUUUACAGAGAUAGGAGUUGGGUGAUUCCCAAGAAACCAGAGGCCUUUCUGUUAGGUAUAAUUGGACCGAAGGAAUUGUUUAAUUUGUUUAUGUAUGCUAUGACGGGGGCAAGAUUGUCCACGCACACAAAUGGAAAGAAGAGGAAGCCCCAAUGAAAGAAGAAUGAAGAUGAUGGAAUAUUAUGAGAUGGCUAGACUAGCUGUGAGAAUUAAAGAACAGAAUGAAGAAUGAAUUUUUUUUUAUUGAAGAAUGGAAGUAUUUUGUAGCAUAUUUGAAAAAAAAUAUCAUGGUUAUGUUAAAAUGUAUGCAGGAUUUGAAGUACAGCAGCAGAUAAGAAGUGGUAGUUUAAUAAUUUAUAAUCAACACCGUAUUUUUCCAUAUGUAAGACGACCUUUUUUCUGAAAAUUCUUAAUGAUAAAUUGAGGGUCGUCUUAUACACGGGUUAAUAUGCUGAGCAAGAGAGAGCCGGUGCUGCAGCAGUAGCAGGGAAAUGUUGGAGAGGAGGCUGUUUACUCACUCUUCCCAGCUUAGGAAGAGUAUUUGGUGAGCGUCAGUAUGUGGUGUAUUACUGCACCAGUUCCGUCAGCCAGAAUGGAGGAUCGUCGAAAAGCUGCUCAAUGGCUCAGCAAACUUACAAAAGAAGCUCAACAAUUGUUGAGGGCUCUGAAAAAUAGGGGUUGUCUUAUACAUGGGGUCAUGUUAUACACGGAAAAAUACAGUAUAUAAUGGGUAAAAUAUAAGCAAUAUACCAUCUUUAUAAAGAAAGAAAAGAACAUAAUGGAAGGGUGGAUGGGAAGUCAGCGGAUAUGAAAUAAAUGUUCUGAUGUUUGUUUAAAAUAAUUUGUGAAAUUUGAAAAGCUAAUUUUAAAAAAAGUUUUUUAAAAAGGAGUUGAGUAGGCUGCAAGUUGAGCAGAUGGGGGGGGGGGGGAUAGCCUAAGAUGUCCAAAUCCAUAAGCACAUUUGAAGAAAUAAUGUCUUGAAGUGUUUAAAAUCCCCCGUUAAUAUGAAGUGCAUUUCCAUUGCAAAUGUAUUAUACAAUCUGGGGAAAUCCUCAAUCUCCAAAUACACUUCAUUCGUAUUAGCGAUCUCAGCAAUUUAUACACUUUUGUUGAACGAUUCUAAGACAGAUGCUUGAUAAAUGCAUUCUAGCUUCAGAACAAUCACCAUACCAUUUGAUGUAAAAACUUGGUUCCCUUCAGUGGGUUGCACUGUGCCACACUGUGGUCAGUCACAAAUACAUCCUUGUAGCAAUACUGUCAGUACUGCGGAAGAACGUUUGACCACCUUUCCAUUACAACAAUGCACUGGUCCUCAACAGGUGGCUCAGGACUGGAGGUCCAAUCUCAGGAUAGUCCUCGCAGAGAUGCCACUGCCGUUUUGUUUUGUGAAGAGAAGCAGCCCUCCUCCUGCUUGAAGCUGGAACAGACGCUGUUGGAAAACUGUUUCUCCUUCAGUUAUUUGUCUGGUGGCAGUAGUUGAGGAGGAGGGCAGGCUGGCUGGCAAAGGCCCUGCCUGUGGAAAGGAGGUGGCUAGGCAGCUGAGAGGAAAUGGGUGUGUGGAUUCGCUCCCUGUCCCCGUCCUCUCCCUGCUCAAUAGUCAGUGCAGACCAUAAUGAGCUGGAUGAAGCAUGGGUCUGAUUUUUUGGAAGGCCCAUGUUCCUAAGGAAGGCAAUUCUUCUGAAAUCCCCCCUUCUUUACCCCAGUCUCCUCUUACUCCCAUGGCACUUGGCUGCUCUGCUUCCCAUUAACCCAUCCUCCAGCCAGACUAACAGCCCUUCCCUGCUUCCACCAGGGUACAAUGCCUGGAGGCGGUUCUGCGGCCUAUCAGAGCCCAGCGAUGAGACUGAGCUCGCUGCCGUAAUGGGCAAUUCCCAGCUGGCAAAGAAGUUCAUCGACCUUUAUGGCACACCAGAGAACAUUGACAUCUGGAUUGGGGCCAUGGCUGAGCCCUUCGUCCCCUAUGGGAGGGUCGGGCCCCUCCUGGCGUGCCUCAUUGGGACCCAGUUCCGGAAAACCCGGGACGGAGACAGGUGAGCUACUUGCCCUCUGAGGAUCUCAUUUCUCUUUGUGACAGCUUUGUGACAGAGCUUGGGGCAUAAUUAGAACCCAGGUUCCCUUUUUAGGGAAGGGGAUCUGCGAGGAGCAAGGAGGAUGGUGGCCAUUUUCUUGCAGGGCGCAGUGUGCCAUUCUAGGAGUGCUGCAAUCGACACAAGAUAAUAUCACCAAGGCAACUAUCUGUAAACAAACAAUAAAUGUCCAUAAAAAUGGUAAAAGUAGUUCCUUUCCUAAAUAGUUUCUAUCUUGAACAAUAGCAAACACAGCAAAUAAAGAGCUCACUUGUGAUAUACCAGUGGUUCAGUGCUUGGCUGUCAUUCCAGUAAUCCGACGUUUCGUUGCUAAAGAGCCUAGUCAUCAAGCUUUGUAGUAAAUAAUAUACAAGAGAAGACAGUAUGUAAAUGACUUAAAGCAGGGAUAUAUCUAUCCCCAUCUGCAUGUUUCCAUCAGGAGGAGCAUAGAAAGAGGACAAUGUCCUUCAAUUUGUUAAACCUGGUUUAGUCUUUAUUCCUGCAUUUGUUAUUCUUCAAGAUAAAAGCUAUUUUGGAAAGAGAAGAAAGGAGCACUGAACCAUUGAUAUAUUACAGGUGAGCUUUUUAUUCACUGUAUUUGUUUCAGGGCCAAACUGAGGGGGACAAGACUGAGAAGGAAUGAUGGGGACCACCACCCCUUCUCCCGAAGCUUCCAGAGAAGAGGAAGGCAGUAUUGAAUUACAGCAGUGGUUUGAGGAAGGUCACAGCUCAGAGACAGGCGAAUAGAAGAGUUGGGAGGUGUUGGGAGAAGAGAAGGGGGAGACAGAGCAGCCAGCUGACACGUUAUCACUGGAGAGCAUUUCUGGCCCCCCUUCUCCCAGAACAUGCCAUUCACUGCAAGAGCAAAGGUCUCAGAGACAAUUAGCCCCUGGGGGGCAUUGUAAGCGGAAGUGCUGUUGUUAGGAAGGGAGCAGGGAGGCGUUCAGUUGGAGCAGCGCCAUUAACGGGAGAUAGACUGCAUUCCUUUGUCUCUCACUGUGACGAGUAAACAAAUUAGUAAGAACUCUUCUUUGUUUUUCUCUGCUUCUUGCUGCCACCACGGGAGGGAUAGAAUUCCCCGAAGCCUAACAGUUCGCUAUUGUUUAAGAUAAAAAAUAUUUAGGGAAAGAAGCUGCUUUUGCCAUUUUUAUGGGCGUUUAUUGUUUGUUUACAGAUAGUUGCCUUGGUGAUAUUAUCCUGUGUUGAUUGCAGAAGGCAUUGUAUCAUCACCCUGUUCAUUGUUUCAUUCUAGGAGUGCUGGCAUUGUUGGUACUUGACAAGGGGCCUCUAUUGAUCCCCAGAAACCCCCCAAUUCUGUUCCUCCUUAGGAUUGAUAAGAAGCUGCCUUAUGGUGCGACCUAUCUACUUCAGUGUUUGCUACUGGUAGCAAUGCUCCCAUCAGCCCCAGCAUCAUACAGCCACCCUGGCUGGGGCUGAUGGGAGUUGGAGUCCAGCAGCAUCAGGAGGGCACCAAGAUGGCAAAGGAUGCUCUAAGCAUCUGGCUGGCUGCUGUAGGAAACUAGGUGUGAGACAAUGGGGCCUUUGGGCUCUUCUUGGGAUCUCAGAUAAUGUUAGUGAAAACAGUUAAAAAUACCAGAAGUCAAAAAACGUAGCAGGUGCAUGGAAAGAUUUCAAGGGGUGAGAGUCACAUUUCUUCCUUGCCAACCUCAGAGUGGUGUGGGGUACAUACCAGUGCUAAAUAAGGCCAGAGGCAAAAGUGGUUGGAGACAGUGGGUGUGAAUUUAACCUUUGUACAGUAGGCUACGCCGCAGCCAUGCAAAAUCCAGAGGCUUCUGCAUGUGCUCGUCUCCAUCCUCCACCCAGGCAAACAAUCCAGGCAUUCUCUGAGUUUGAGGAUGAGACUCAGUCAGUUAAAAUCUCUCCAGGGAGAUGUAAAGCGGGGAAUGACCUAGGAGCACCCUGAGAGCCAGAGAGAGAGGUCUAGAGGUGCACAUCUGGCCUGUUGGCUGAGGACUGCCCACCUGUGAUUUAAACCAGUGGUUCCCAAAGCGAGCAGUACCACCCCCUGCAGGGUGGCGGGAUUCCCUAAGAAGCAAAGGGGCGGCAGGAGGGCAUUGGAGGUGCAAAUAACUAACCGAUUUGGAAAAGCUGGUAUCACUAGUUCAAGUUGGUCAGUUUUGUUGAAUGAAUUGAACUCAAUAGUUUUAACUGGAUUUUAAGUAAAUGUGCAAUUAAUUGUUACUGUUUUGAACUUCAUUGUGUUAUUAUCUUAUUUAUAGUGGGGCACACAAACCACUACAGUGGUACCUCUAGAUACGAACGGAUCUAGAGGUACCACUGUAGUGGUUUGUGUGCCCCACUAUAAAUAACUAGCAAACGUAACUAGCAACGGCACGUGCUUUUCACCGCUUCUGCGCAUGCGCGUGACGUAAUUUUGAGCGUCUGUGCAUGCGCAAGGGGCAAAACCCGGAGGUAACACAUUCUGUUACUUCUGGGUUGCCGCGGAGAGCAACUCAAAUGCACUCAACCCGAAGUGCAUUCAACCCGAGGUAUGACUGUAUUAUGAAUAACGAUUUUUAUAGGGUAGGGGGCGCUGGGGGGUGAGCUUGUGGAAUAAAGCAGGAAGUAGCCCCCAAAGGUUUGGGAGCUGCUGGUUUAAAGGAUAAAACCUGGAAGCGUUCGCUCAAAUGAAACUGUCUUCUAGCAUUGCUCACGUUAGAAUACAGCCCUUGUUACCAAUUAGACGGGGUUUGACGUCCCAGGACAAAUGUCAACCAACCUCUUCCUCUGCCCUUUCCUCCUUGCUUGUUGCAGAUUCUGGUGGGAGAAUCCCGGGGUGUUCACCCCCUGGCAGCGGCGGGUUCUGAGCGGCGCCUCGCUCUCCCGCAUCAUUUGUGACAACACCCACAUCCAGGAGGUGCCCCACGAUGUUUUCAAGAUGAACCACUACCCGAGCGAUUUUGUGAAAUGCCGCGAAAUUGGAGGACUGGAUUUGUCUGCUUGGAAAGAAUAGACUGGCAGCAACAUGGGGAAGUUUUGGGGUGUGUGGGUUGAGACAUUGCAAACCUGCCAGAAUGCCAGAAAGUUAAUGUGAGCUGGGACUCAGCCCUGCGGGUAUCACAACCACUUCAGAAUGCAUAGUGACCUUCUUCUGGUCACAGAGUGAUGAAAACUGACCUGUCUCCUGAGCGAGACUCCCAGUUGGGUUGGAGUUCAGAUCCUGUAGAUAGUGAAUCAUAGCAUUGUUCAGUUGGCAGGGACUCCAAGGUUCAUCCAGUCCAAACCCUUGCAAUGUUGGAAUAACAGCUGAAGCACCCCUGGCAGAUGGACCAUCCAACCUCUGUUUAAAAAGCUGUAGUGAAGGACCUUUGUAGUCCACUGCCACAAACUCUCAAAAUGCCUCUUUGCCAUCCCUGGGCCAAAAUCUGGGAUUCAUCUCUGCCAUUCAUAUUUCCUGACAUUCUGGGAAGGUGGUUUGGGCUCUGGGAUGAAGGAAGGUCAGUUUGAGGUGGCUAUUUGGGGUAGAUUGGGGCUAAAUCCAGCAAUGACCAUCCAAGGAUUUGUGACACUCACAUCUGCCCUUGGGAUGUGAAAACAGCACAACCAGCCAGAUAUUUUAAUUAAGCAAAAUAUCACAAAAUAGCAAGGUAGGGUUUUUUUUGUUCUUUAGAGUUCUUGACUAGGCAGAACUCAGAAUCUGAACGCUUGCGCGCCCUUUUGCAACAUUGUUGUUUGGCCUAGUGAAGUAUUGCCCUGUGGAUUUUCUGAUGGAAUGAGCCGUUCAUCCGACUUUAAAAUUUGCUCUUUUCUCUUUCCUUUACAUAUUGUCACAUAGCUGGAUUUCGAAAGCUAUGUGCAACACAUAGUCUGAUUUCAUUUCAGUGAUUGUAUAGGCACUAACCGGGAGGUGUAUUUAUUUUUUAAUGAUGGAGUUGUGAGACUUAUCUGAUCAAUACUAAUAAAAAAAAAACCCCAGAUAAAUACAUGAAACUGUAAUCUGUGUCUCCAGGGUGACUGGUGCCCCUUGGGCGGAAGGCAGGGAGCCCAACAGUAGGUGGCGCCAGAGCCAAUGGCAGGCGCAGCUGACUAAUUCUAGGCUUAUCUUCAUCUUCCUACUCUCUGCUAAGUUCUAUGAAGGCAACACUGAUACUAAUCAGAUGAUAGUCAGUGGCACCUUUUGGGCUGGUUGUAACAAGGCAGGCAGAUGGGGGUGGGGGUGUUGGCCAAGGGGAGACCGAGGUGGUGGGGCAGUGCCCCACUUGCCUUAAUGUACAAUCCUCUACUGCUGUGCUUUCUGAACAAAGAGACACAGGAAGCUGCUAAUGGCUCCAGACCCAUAAGAACACAAUAAGAGCCUGCUGGAUCAGGCCAAUGGCUCAUCUAGUCCAUCAGGUUUGUUCUCCUCAAGGAGGCUUGCCUGGCGAAAUCAUUAUACAUCUUUAGGUUGUUGUCAGGCAAUAGCUUUCCUCUAUAAACAGGCCUUUGGCCUUUAACUCUCUG